ACAAACUGGCAAAAUAUCUUAAACAACAAUAGAUCUUGGAUUUCAUGAUGAAUUGGACAGAUCCAGUUAAAGGUUCCGGAGUUACAGCCCUUGAUUGACUCCCUGAAAGAGCCAAAAUUUGUUAAUUUUUACGUUGUGUCAGAACACGAUAGAAGUGACAUUUUAUUCGAUUUUAACCACACUUACACACAACUUAAGUCACAAUAAGAUCUCAGUUCCUUUUGAAAACCAGCUAGAUUCCAUCAUGGGUUCUAGAGUAUUUUAGGGGCAAAAUUUUCUGUUUUGGUCCUUUCAGCCAUAUAGAGGUUUCAUUUAUGCUUUGGUUUGAUACAAACUUGCAUAGAAUGUUAACCUUGGUGAUCUCUUGGCCAAGUUAGAAACUGGGUCAUAUGGGGUCAAAAACUAGGUCACCUGGUUAGGGCUGUCAUCGAUAGAAACGAUAUCGAUGUAUCAACGAUAUUUUUUGGUCGAUCGAUUAUCGAUUCCCAUUUUCAAAAAUCGAUAUUUUACAGAGAGAAAAAACAACUGUCUAGAUAAACACUCAGACCCUCUAAAACAACUUUUUCUGCCUGCAAAAAUGUGCCGAAAGUAACGGAAGUUGUCAAAAAAGGUCAUGUCAAAACUUGUACCGUAGCAGUCUUUUCCCACUAGCCGGGCUAGCAAGACAUUUCGACCCCAAGACAUUUCAACCCCAAGAGACAAUUCGACCCCAAGACAUUUCAACCCCAACUCCUUGGACAUUUCGACCCCAUUCAAUGAUAUGCCUGAAAACAUCUAAGAAUGCCGUCAUUAUUAUAAUUAAGCUUUAAUCUAUAGAUAAUUGAGCAAUUUCAAAAUGUAAUGAUGCUUAUUUACCGAUUAAAAUGUUAAAAUACGGUUAUUUUCGUGAAAAUAAGAUUUUUUUUUACGAAAAUGAGCCAUAAUUGUCUAAAUUUCUUUAUUUUCUAAAAUUCUUCUUUUUUAAAAUUUCUUAAAGACUAUAUUAGUGAGUGAUUUUUAUCUCACAAUAACGAAAUAAUCAUCAUUUAUAAUUUUAUUUUUUUUAUUAACGAAAAUAACGGGAUUUUUGUAUCAGCCGCGUUUAUUACGUAAAUAAUUUAUGAACAAAUCGUUCUGAUUAUCUAUCUUAAAAUAACCUUCAUAUAACAUUUUUUCAUACUUGGUGUUUAUUUAUAUUUUCAAAUCAUCUUAAAGACUAUUUUAGUACACGGCUAUACUAAAAAAAAGAAGAUUUUUAAAUCAUGGGGCGAUUUUGCUGAUUUUAAUUAUGAAAAUAACUUUAAUAAAGUCACAUCUUUAAUACCUCUUUAUUUAUUUAUUUAUUUUUAUUUGACUUUUGUGUGUGUGUGCGUGCGUGCGUGCGUGCGUGCGUGUGUGUGUGAAAGAUAUAUGCAUCUCAUUUCUAUGGGAUUCAACCAAAUAUAAAUAAUUAUAAUGUAACUCAAAGAAGUUUAAGAUGUCACCAUCUUCAUUAUAUUGAUAUUUAAAAUCAUAAUCAGAAAAACGUGAUCUUUUGAUUGGAUUAUCACACCUUGAUUAAAUUAAUGGUGAUAUACAGCAUUUGUAUAUUUAUCUGCAGUGCGCAUUGCAAUUAACAAUCAAUUAAGCGAUUGUGGUGACAUCAGAUAUUUAUAAACAUGUGUCAACAUUAUCUUUAAUUUGGGCGAAAAUGUAAAGAAAACAAUAGGAAAUUAAUCAACAUUUUGCUUAUUUUCGCAUUUAAUGUUAUUUUCGUAAGCGAUUUUGACGCACACAUAAAGUAUUUGCUUUACAGAAUACAGAAUAUGAUUUUUGUUAUUUACAAACAGCUCUUUUCUUUUCUAUGAACGACAUUCCUUCCAGUUGUAAAAUAUCAAACACGAAAUCCCCGAUACUGCAAAAUAUAAGAAUAUGAGAGUACUGUUCUGUUAAAAACGGGGAAAAAAAUAUUAUCAUAUUUCAUAUCUGUAAGGAAAAUGUGGCAGCCAUAUUACUUUUUUCUAUAUUAAAUAUUUUAGCAAAUUUUUAUACACGUGAUUUAAAGUAUGAUUUUAAAAGUACGAUUUUAACAACUUCAAGCGAUUUCGGUCACACAUUAAACCGGAAUCCACCUAAGAACAGGAUAUACCGGAAUACAUUUUCCAUAACCGGAAUACACCUGUAUUUUGUAAGUUAAAGGUAUUUUUGAAGUUGUUUUUUUUAAACAUAUAUAUAUCAUAAAUGAAUAAAAUACGAAAUUUUCAUUACCGAAAUACACCCUUAUUUUAUUAAUAAAUGGUAUUUUUGUAGGGUUUAUUGCAGAAAUCAUUCAUGUAUAAUAUAAAUAAUAAGUUUCAGAAGGAUAAAUAAAAUUCUUUAACGCAAAACGAUUUUAUAAAUUAAGAGACUGAAAUUCGGCGACCACGCGGGAAAUUGCCAUAACUGAAAUACACCCGUAUUUUUUCAACAAAUGGUAUUUUUGAAGUGAUUUAUGACUGAAUUCAAACAUAUAGUUCAUAAAUUAUUAUUUUUCAAAAGGAAAUUAAAAUACUUUUGCGCGUUACUUCUUGUACAUAUUUGAAAAUCGGCGUGCGCACUGGAAAUUUGUGCAUUCGGAAUUUCCAUGUCCAAAAAUUCUCUAAUGUACACAGGUAUUUCUUUAAUAAAUCGUAUUUUUAGGGUUUAUGAUAGAAUUCAAUCAUAUCUCAAAUAAAUAAUUAAUUAACAAAAGGAAAAUAAAAUGCACAAAACGUUUUUAUACGAAGUUGAAAAUUUGUUGAGCGCACGGGAAAUUUGCGCACUCGUGGAUGAAUCGCCAUAAUUUUGUUAGCUUUUAAAUUAAAUAAAAGCUUAUCAUAUUUAACUGCACUUACCUUGUUAGACAUUAUUUGUCACAUGUCACUUGUGUGUGCUUACAAAUAUACUGCUUAAUUGAUAUAAUCAAUAGGUGUGAUAAUCCAAUCAAACUCUAUCAAGACUAAUCAGAGGCACGUGUUUGUUACGCCGCAUAUAUUCAAAGAACAUUAAUUGUGCUUUGGCAAUAACUGCAGUAAACGUUUUUAUAUUCAUAUAUAAACAUGAUAUAAUUCUUUUAAAAACUGAUUUUUCAUAAUAUAUUUUCUUCUUAAAUUAUCAAAGUAAACAUGAAGAAUUAAUUCAAUUAGUUCCAAUAAUAAACAUACGGCCGAUCCUUUCCGGUCAGAGCGGUUUAUUCACUGACAUGUAUUUUAUGUAUGAUUCAUUUAAAAAUAGAAUAUUUAUAUAGAUCUAUAUAUUCAUAUUUUCUAAAAUAUGCAAAAUGGAAGAAAUAUAAAAUGAAAACAAACAACUAUUUCUGAGGGGUCGAAAUGUCUUGGGGUCGAAUUGUCCAAGAAAAUUAAAUUUUGGGGUUGAAAUGUCUUGGGGUCGAAAUGUCCUUGGGUCGAAACGUCCAAGAUUCCUAGCCGGCACUACCUAUAUGGGUAGAAGUAAAAAGGGCUCAACUUCAGAAUCUAUUUGCAAAAAGUUACGUUGUCCUGUCUUGAAAGGUCGCUUCGUUGUUUGUGCAUGUAAAAACAGAGUAUAUAUACUGUUUCUACGGCAAUCUCGGCUUUUUACUUGUUCGCGUAUAGCUGAUCACUCAGUAAAAGGUACAGAAUUUAGCUAGUUCCCGUAACAAUAACAAUCAAAGAUGGCCGAAGAGGAAGCCGUCGCCGGCUUAAAUAGUGGAAAAACAGUCAAAAGACGGAAGGAAAAGCUUUGUUUUGGUUCGUAGAAAACACAGGGUGUUGCUUAAACAUGCCUUUCAGUACAACAAACAAACACUACAAAUUUGAGGCCCAUUGAAAACUUGGGCAGAAGUUAAAAAAGAAAAAAAAAAAAAAAAAACAACAAAAACAAAAACACGCGGUGCCAGUACCUAAUCCGAAUGUAAACUUGUGCAAGGUGAUGGCAGCAUACUCUGCUAGUAAGAGUUCUGUUGACCUUGCCAUAGACCCCCUGAUCACCUGCAAGCUGUGUCUGACAGAGUACACCAAACACAAUACCUAUACCCUGCAAGACUGUGGUUGCAUCUACUGUGAAUCAUGUGUACGACAGUAUUUAGUUGUGAUGAUAACAGAGGGGAAUGUUCUCUCUAUAACAUGUCCUGAUGCUCAAUGUAGAAAACAAGGAAAAAUUCUUCCCUGUGAGGUCAAGAAACUUGUUGAUGAUAAAAGCUUUAUAAGAUACAGGAAAAUCAGAUAUCAGAAAGAGGUUGACCUUGACCCUAACAGAACAUUUUGUCCAGAAGCUGGUUGUGAAACAGUGUGCCAUGUAUGUAGUACAUCUACCAGCGAGGCCAUAAGUAGACCAACUCCAGUUGACUGUCCAAAGUGUCGUUUAAAGUUUUGUUCUGUGUGUAAGUCAAGAUGGCACCAGGCAAAGUCAUGUGAUGAAGUUAUAAUGGAGGAUCAAGGAAUUCCAUUUAAUUGUGUCGAGGAGUCAGAAAUUAAACGAUGUCCAGUGUGCCAUGUCCCUAUAGAGAGAAAUGAUGGUUGUGCUCAGAUGAUGUGUAAACGAUGUAAACAUGUUUUCUGUUGGUACUGUCUCACUUCUCUAGAUGAUGAUUUUUUGUUACGGCACUAUGACAAGGGACCAUGCAAAAACAAGUUGGGACAUUCCCGGGCAUCUGUGAUAUGGCACAGGACACAAGUUAUAGGUAUCUUUGCUGGUUUUGGAGUUCUGUUACUUGUUGCCUCACCAUUCCUGUUACUAGCAGCGCCCUGCAUUUUGUGCUGUAAAUGCAAAGUGUGCAAGUGUUGUGAAGAUGAUGAUGGGGAACCAACAUCCACCUGACCAUGUCAUGUGACUUUAUUCAUCCAAUCAGGUUUGCCUUGGCUGCAUUGUAUGACUUGAUGGAAGUGUGUCAUGUGAGAGCAGUACAGACAUAGAGACAACAACCAGCUUACAAUACCUGAACACACAUUAUCACCAGUUGAAAACCACCAGUUUUAUUAUUGUAAUGUAAAAUGCAUACAUUUGUGUCUUGGGAAAAAAACACCCUGUGAUUCUAAGUCUAGUUUUUGAAUCUAAACUUUUGUCAGUUUUUAAAAGUGAUGACAAACAUUUAAACUCAUGCCAAAUUGAUACAUAUGUCAUGAAGAUACUGGUGUCAUUGUGUAUAUAGUGAUGUCAAAUGUAUUUUGUGCUUUUAAAUGCGUUCUGACUUACCUGUGAUCAGUGUAUUGUGACAUCUUUUGUCAGUUACCUGUGGUUGCAACCACUAUUGUGAGUCACAUUGGUCAGAGUGUUGUGAUCUCUAUUGUUUGUCACAGGUGUGCAGUGAGAGUGUUGUGACCACUAUUGUAAGUCACAAUCUAGUCCCUACAUUCCAGUCAGUAGAUAGAAAAAAGACAACCACUUAAAAGUGUGUAUAUCAUCUGUAUAUAUUCCAAAAUUGUAUUUAUCAUGUUUCUUUACAAACCAUCACUUAUUGAUGAAAUACUUAUUUAAGAUAUGUGUAAAGAUAAGAUAGUUAUGUUGUUAUUAAUUGGUUAUUAAGUUUUUUUGUACUGUGAAGACUGAACGACACCUUAUUCUAUUUUUGGCUUAUUUGAAGCAGAGGUUCUGGGUGAACUGUUGGUACAGGAGGAUGGUCCAGUGUCAACAUUUUCUCUUUAAAAAUCUCCCUGAAACUAUUGAUUAGAAUUACACCAAAUUUUGUAGCAUUCUGGCAAAGUACCAUCUAAAGAUUGUUCGAAUGAUUUCAUUUGACCACUAAAAAUAGAAAAAGCUUUAUAAUUAUGAUUUUAUCUCAUGAACAACUUGAUGGAUGUUCAUCAAACUUGGUCUGCAGCAUUCUUGUAAGGUCCUUUCAUAUAUUUGGCUAAAUAGGGGCACUUGUCUCUUUUCUUUUUAAAGGCUGCCACAGCUAAGAAUUUAAAAAUCUUUCCACAACUUCUCAUGAACCACUUGAUGAAUCAAACUUGAUCUGUAGCAUUCUUGUAUGGACCUCGCUCAAGUUUGUUCAAAUGGUUCCACCUGACUAUUUUGAGGUGUGCUGGGUCUUAAAGCAUCCUUGUUAAACUUUUUUCAAGUUUGUUCCAAUUUUAGGGUCUAAUGGAAUUGAAAAUUAUUAUAGAGAAACCUUUAAACUACCUUUUCUUGUGUUUCUGUUUAUAAGAUUAAGAAAAUAUCCAUCCUGUAAUUUCUGUUGAUAUUUCUGACAUAAAGUCUUGACUCAGCUGAUAUUCACCUCAUUUUCAGCUGCAGAUCUGAAAGUUUUUCCAUAAUUGUAAGUCAUAUAAGAGGUCAGAUUGCCCCUAUAUUGAUGUAUACAUGCAUAAUUUUGAAGGUUAAUAUUAAUUGAGGAUUUACUGGUUGAUAUUUCUUCCUGGCAUCGGUAUCGGAGUCACACCUUUGUUCAAGUUUGGCAUGCAAGUAUGUAUAGCUAUCAUUUAAAGGCAAAUAGCUUUGAAACUUAUUUUUUCUUUUUCUAGCUCAGUUACCAACCACACUGGGUCAAGUCCCAUAUCUCUGACAUGUAUUUUGGCCAAAUUUUGCCCCCUUUUGGACUUAGAAAUCCUUUACAUGCAAGUUUCUAUCUCAAAAAAUAAUGCAGGUACUGGAUUGAGAAUCUAUAGAUAUUUUAACAUUUAGGGUAAUAUUCCUGCUUCUGGGUCAGCAGUUUGACUAGUCAAGCAUUAGCUGUCUUACGGACAGCUCUUGCUGUUUCUUGUGCUUGUAAGAAUUUUCAACCCAAUAUUAGCAUUCAAAAAGUUGUUCUAUAGGAAAAAAUUGUGUACUGUGUUGUUGCAUUGUCAGCUUCAUCUACAUUGUUCAUCUAAAUUGAAAAUGUUCUUUCCUAACUUUAUAUAUCAGUAAUAUGUCUACACAAAAUGUAUAGUGUAAGUGACAUUUUAUUUUUCCCAGAAAAAAACACACGCACAAAUAUAGAAUUAUCUGCAGUAACAUGUGAGUACUUCAGGAAUAACAUUUAAAGUGGUCAGUCAGAUUUUGGUCAUGUAGUGGACUUGACUGCAUGAAACUUUGAACAUCUUAGAUAUAUUUAGUUAUUCUCAAAAUCUGAGUUUUCUGACCUGGUUUUCCAACUAAGAUAGGACUUUUAAGCAUUAAAUAAAUUUGACUUAUUAUUCGUUAAACAUUUUUUGCAUAAGAAUUGAUUGGGAUAUAAGAACAUUUUACAUACUUGUCAAAAACUUUUUGAAAAUGAAAAUGGUAUGUAUAGCAACAGUUUGAUAGAAAUACAUGGCAGCAAUUCAACAGAAAUACAAUUUCCUAAAAUUUUGAUUAUCUCCCUUUCGCAGGAUUGAAAAUAAGUUGAUUCUAAAGCUUCAGGUAAUUUUAAAACUUGCCUCUCCUUAUUAAAAUCAAAAGAAGUACUCAGCUGUUAAAAUAUUUUCACCUUUAAAGGAAGUAAGUAAACAAAAAAUUAGAUGGCAGUUAAACAUACAUUUCUUACUUGGAUCUAAGUCUGUGUUACAGGCCUUUUUGUUCCUGUAAUAAAUCUAACAGAAUAAAUGAAAAAGUGAAAACUGUUAUAAAAAUGUUGCUUUAAAUAAGCUAGACAACUUUUAAUCAGUUGUGAUACACAAGUAGGAAAAUGGCACUGCAAUGAUAUAGAAAUUUUAAAAGCAUGUUGCUUGCAAUACCUCUACCUUUAUUGAAGAAAUUUAUAGAUAAUAUAUUUUAAGAAAUGUUCUUUAUUGAUCCAAGAUCCCUACAUGUUUUCUAGGGGAAAAUGUGCAUUUAUGAAUUGUAUAGUUGAUGCUGAAUUUUGAAGAUGUUUUUAGCUCACCUGUCACAAAGUGACAAGGUGAGCUUUUGUGAUCGCGCGGUGUCCGUCGUCCGUCCGUGCGUCCGUCCGUAAACUUUUGCUUGUGACCACUCUAGAGGUCACAUUUUUCAUGGGAUCUUUAUGAAAGUUGGUCAGAAUGUUCAUCUUGAUGUUAUCUAGGUCAAGUUCGAAACCGGGUCACGUGCCCUCAAAAACUGGGUCAGUAGGUGUAAAAAUAGAAAAACCUUGUGACCUCUCUAGAGGCCAUAUAUUUCACAAGAUCUUCAUGAAAAUUGGUCAGAAUGUUCAUCUUGAUGAUAUCUAGGUCAAGUUCGAAACUGGGUCACGUGCCUUCAAAAACUAGGUCAGUAGGUCUAAAAAUAGAAAAACCUUGUGACCUCUCUAGAGGCCAUAUUUUUCACAAGAUCUUCAUGAAAAUUGGUCAGAACGUUCACCUUGAUGAUAUCUAGGUCAUGUUCGAAACUGGGUCACGUGCCCUCAAAAACUAGGUCAGUAGGUCAAAUAAUAGAAAAACCUUGUGCCCUCUCUAAAGGCCAUAUUUUUCAUGGGAUCUGUAUGAAAAUUGGUCUGUAUGUUCAUCUUGAUGAUAUCUAGGUCAAGUUCGAAACUGGGUCACGUGCGGUCAAAAACUAGGUCAGUAGGUCUAAAAAUAGAAAAACCUUGUGACCUCUCUAGAGGCCAUAUAUUUCAUGAGAUCUUGAUGAAAAUUGGUCAGAAUGUUUACCUUGAUGAUAUCUAGGUCAAGUUCGAAAGUGGGUCACGUGCCGACAAAAACUAGGUCAGUAGGUCAAAUAAUAGAAAAACCUUGUGACCUCUCUAGAGGCCAUAUUUUUCAUGGGAUCUGUAUGAAAGUUGGUCUGAAUGUUCAUCAUGAUGGUAUCUAGGUCAAGUUCAAAAGUGGGUCACGUGCCUUCAAAAACUAAGUCAGUAGGUCAAAUAAUAGAAAAACCUUGUGACCUCUCUAAAGACCAUAUUUUUCAUGGGAUCUGUAUCAAAAUUGGUCUGAAUGUUCAUCUUGAUGAUAUCUAGGUCAAGUUUGAAACAGGGUCAUGUGCGGUCAAAAACUAGGUCAGUAGGUCUAAAAAUAGAAAAACCUUUUGACCUCUCUGGAGGCAUAUAUUUCAUGAGAUCUUCAUGAAAAUUGGUCAGAAUGUUCACCUUGAUGAUAUCUAGGUCAAGUUCGAAAGUGGGUCACGUGCGGACAAAAACUAGGUCAGUAGGUCAAAUAAUAGAAAAACCUUGUGACCUCUCUAGAGGCCAUAUUUUUCAUGGGAUCUGUAUGAAAGUUGGUCUGAAUGUUCAUCUUGAUGAUAUCUAGGUCAAGUUCGAAACAGGGUCAUGUGCGGUCAAAAACUAGGUCAGUAGGUCUAAAAAUAGAAAAAACUUGUGACCUCUCUAGAGGCCAUACUUGUGAAUGGAUCUCCAUAAAAAUUGGUGAGAAUGUUCACCUUGAUGAUAUCUAGUCAAGUUUGAAACUGGGUCAUGUGCCGUCAAAAACUAGGUCAGUAGGUCAAAUAAUAAAAAAACCUUUUGACCUCUCUAGAGGCCAUACUUUUCAUGGGAUCUGUAUGAAAGUUGGGCAGAAUGUUCAUCUUGAUGAUAUCUAGGUCAAGUUCAAAAGUGGGUCAACUGCGGUCAAAAACUAGGUCAGUAGGUCUAAAAUUAUUAAAAUCUUUUGACCUCUCUAGAGGCCAUAUUUUUCAAUGGCUCUUCAUGAAAAUUGAUCUGAAUGUUCACCUUGAUGCUAUCUAGGUCAGUUUCGAAACUGGGUCACUUGCGGUCAAAAACUAGGCCAGUAGGUAUAAAAAUAGAAAAACCUUGUUACCUCUCUAGAGGCCAUAUUUUUCAUGAGAUCUUCAUGAAAAUUAGUGAGAAUGUUCACCUUGAUGAUAUCUAGGUAAAGUUCAAAAGAGCAUCACGUACCUUCGAAAACUAGGUCAAUAGGUCAAAUUAUUGAAAAACCUUGUGACCUCUCUAGAGACCAUAUUUUUCAAUGGAUCUUCAUGAAAAUUGGUCAGAAUUUUUAUCUUGAUAAUAUCUAGGUCAAGUUCAAAACUGGGUCACAUGAGCUCAAAAACUAGGUCACUAUGUCAAAUAAUAGAAAAAACGAUGGGUCAUGUGGGAAGAGGUGAGCGAUUCAGGACCAUCAUGGUCCUCUUGUUUUAACAACAUGCCAGACAUUACAGCAGUAUAUUUUUUUUUCUAGAAUGAUAUAGAAUUUCUAUAUAGCUAAUAGGCAGUAUGAAAAACACAGACAUACCCACUGCUGAACUAGACAGCAAAGGGAUAAAAGAUGAAAGGGCAAGGCAUACCUGACAAUGAGUUAAUUUCAUAUGAAAGCCACCCUCAGGCUUUUCAUAAUGCUGAAAGAAUUUUUAAAAUCGGACCACGACUGAAAAAGAUAUGGAAACAAGAUGGCCACCCUAUUGAUCAAAUUUUUAAAUGCUCAUAACUUACUCAUUUUUAAGCGGAUUUUGAAAAUUCUUUCACUUCUUUAAAUGAUUUAUGAAAUUCUAGAAGACAGAAUUUACAUAAGAAAACAUUGCCUUUCCCUUGAAGUUUAGGUCUUAUUUAGACAAGUCUGACAAAAACAUUAAACUUUCCAUGAUUUUACUUCACACCUUGUUCCCUGAAUGUCUUUGAGAAGGCCUGUUGAUAAUAGUUUCAAAAUUGGCACCAUGAACUACUUAAUUACAAGAAGCCUUGUUCAAAAGGACAGUGUAAAUGUCGCAUUCAGUGUUUAAAUAUGUCAAAAUUGUACAGCAAGUUAAAUUUUGCCACUGUUUAUAUUACAAAAUAAUUUUUUUAAUAAACUUAGAGGAUAAUGCAGUAAACUAAAGAUGAGAUUAAUCGAAACAGUCUGUGAUGUUUUAAAUAAUUUAUUUCCCUAAUAAAUAAAGGAAACCAAAUCUGGGUGUUAUUCUUCAACACAUUCACUAUUUUAUGUCACAGUUAUGAUGACGUAGCCUUAAACUUCAGAGUGGUGUGCUGGAAAAGGAAAGGAUAUAGAUAAUAAUUCUUGAUAACAUGUUAAAAUCAAAAUAAUGUAUCUCUAACAGUGAUUUGUUCUCGAAUAAACUUAUUAUUUGUCAUCCAGAGGCGAAUUAUUUAUCACUUAGGCUGUGCCCUUUUGAUAUAAUUUCUUUGCAUCUGAAUGAUUUUGUUCAACAACAAAUCACAGUUUGGGAUAUAUUAUUUCUUAAAUAGCUUGGAACAUGAUUUUCUGCUAACAGUGUUGGUUGGUUUGUUGUUGUUUUUUUCCAGUUCAGUGUAAAGUGUAGAAAUGCUUUAUAUCGGUACAGUGUCAGUGAUAGGUGUUGUGCAAUAAUGAUGAUAGCUUAUAUUUUGAUGACUAAUUGUAAAGAGUGCAAAUAUUUUGCUCACUCCUGCUAUAUAUGUUCUGUUCUGUUCUGUUAUGAUCUGCUAUUUAAGUACUGAUAACCAGUUUUAUCAGCUAGAUAAGGUUGCAUCAGUUAUACUGCCAUAUUUUUCGCACAAAACUAUGAUUAUAAUUAUAUCCAUUGUUUAUUACUGUUCUUUCCUGACGAAAGUAUGUAGCCAAAAUGUUGGCAUAUUAGUAAAUUGACUGCGUGUUUGAUUUUUAUCCACUACAUUAUUGUUGAUAAACCAUAAUUCAUCAAAACCUAUUGUUACUAAUAAUGGAAGUAUCUGAACUGUCAAUCAAACUUUGCUAUCAGUAUUAACGGAUAAGAAUAGAUUUGUUCUGUAAAAUUUCAGACUGAAGCAAUAUGAUUGGAUUUGUUACAUUGCAUUAAAUACCCAUGUGAAUGUUUUAAAUAGAUUAAUAAUUCUUUGUUAUGAGAAAAGUGAAUGAAAAAGCACAAUGUACAUUUUCUAAUUUGAUGCUUGAGAUUUUUCUCCAAUUCAGAUACACCAUUUGACUUGAAAAAUUGAGUGCCGAUUUUUGUUAAAAGAAAUUUACGUGAUGUGGUAAAACUUUCACUUUUUUAGCUCACAUGUCACAAAGUGACAAUGUGAGCUUUUGUGAUCACGCAGCGUCCGUCGUCCGUGCGUGCGUGCGUCCGUGCGUCCGUGCGUGCGUGCGUAAACUUUUGCUUGUGACCACUCUAGAGGUCACAUUUUUCAUGGGAUCUUUAUGAAAGUUGGUCAGAAUGUUUAUCUUGAUGAUAACUAGGUCAAGUUCGAAACUGGGUCAACUGCGAUCAAAAACUAGGUCAGUAGGUCAAAUAAUAAAAAAACCUUGUGACCUCUCUAGAGGCCAUAUUUUUCAUGGGAUCUGUAUGAAAGUUGGUCAGAAUGUUUAUCUUGAUGAUAUCUAGGUCAAGUUCGAAACUGGGUCAACUGCGAUCAAAAACUAGGUCAGUAGGUCAAAUAAUAAAAAAACCUUGUGACCUCUCUAGAGGCCAUAUUUUUCAUGGGAUCUGUAUGAAAGUUGGUCAGAAUGUUCAUCUUGAUGAUAUCUAGGUCAAGUUCGAAACUGGGUCAACUGCGAUCAAAAACUAGGUCAGUAGGUAAAAUAAUAAAAAAACCUUGUGACCUCUCUAGAGGCCAUAUUUUUCAUGGGAUCUGUAUGAAAGUUGGUCAGAAUGUUCAUCUUGAUGAUAUCUAGGUCAAGUUCGAAACUGGGUCAUGUGCCGUCAAAAACUAGGUCAGUAGGUCAAAUAAUAAAAAAACAUUGUGACCUCUCUAGAGGCCAUAUUUUUCAUGGGAUCUGUAUGAAAGUUGGUCAGAAUGUUCAUCUUGAUGAUAUCUAGGUCAAGUUCGAAACUGGGUCAACUGCGAUCAAAAAGAAGGUCAGUAGGUCAAAUAAUAAAAAAACCUUGUGACCUCUCUAGAGGCCAUAUUUUUCAUGGGAUCUGUAUGAAAGUUGGUCAGAAUGUUCAUCUUGAUGAUAUCUAGGUCAAGUUCGAAACUGGGUCAACUGCGGUCAAAAACUAGGUCAGUAGGUCUAAAAAUAGAAAAACCUUGUGACCUCUCUAGAGGCCAUACUUGUGAAUGGAUCUUCAUGAAAAUUGGUUAGAGUGUUCACCUUGAUGAUAUCUAGGUCAGUUUCGAAACUGGGUCACGUGCCUUCAAUAACUAGGUCAGUAGGUCAGAUAACAAAAAAACCUUGUGACCUUUCUAGAGGCCAUAUUUUUAAUGGGAUCUGUAUGAAAAUUGGUCAGAAUUUUUAUCUUGAUGAUAUCUAGGUCAAGUUCGAAACUUGUUCAACUGUGGUCAAAAACUAGGUCAGUAGGUCUAAAAAUAGAAAAACCUUGUGACCUCUCUAGAGGCCAUACUUUUCAACGGAUCUUCAUGAAAAUAAGUCAGAAUGUUCACCUUGAUGAUAUCUAGGUCUUGUUCGAAACUUGGUCAGUGUUUUUAAUAACUAGGUCAGUAGGUCAAAUAGCUAAAAAGCCUUGUGACCUCUCUAGAGGCCAUAUUUUUCAUGGGAACUAUAUGAAAAUUGGUUUGAAUGUUCAUCUUGAUGAUAUCUAGGUCAGGUUUGAAACUGGGUCAACUGCGGUCAAAAACUAGGUCAGUAGGUCUAAAAAUAGAAAAACCUUGUGACCUCUCUAGAGGCCAUACUUUUGAAUGGAUCUUCAUGAAAAUUGGUCAGAAUGUUCACCUUGAUGAUAUCUAGGUCUUGUUCGAAACUGGGUCACGUGCCUUCAAUAACUAAGUCAGUAGGUCAAAUAAUAAAAAAUCUUGUGACCUCUCUAGAGGCCAUAUUUUUCAGUGGAUCUUCAUGAAAAUUGGUUAGAAUUUUUAUCUUGAUGAUAUCUAGAUCAGAUUCAACACUGGGUCACAUGAGCUCAAAAACUAGGUCACAAUAUCAAAUAAUAGAAAAAAACGACAUCAUACUCGGUUUAAAACUGGGUCAUGUGGGGACAGGUGAGCGAUUCAGGACCAUCAUGGUCCUCUUGUUUUAAUUAUUAAUUAUUACAUGAGCUUUUAAGAUAAUUUUUUAUUAGUAACAGAACCUAUGUGAUCAUCAUUUACUGAUCAAUUUGCAGAUAUCUCCAGUAUUUUCAUUCUGAGAUUUUUUCACAUUUAAACAUUUGUCAAUUAUUUUUCACAUUGUUAUUAGGUCUCAGAGUUUGUGUCAUUGAUAUAUAAUGUUUAUCAUGAGGUUGCAUGAUAUUAUUGCAGUUUAGGAUUAUUGGCUGUCCAUUGCCCAUCUGUCCACAAUUUCAAAAUGCCAUUUUUUACCAAAUUUCAUAGGAAUAUACUUUCGAUGGACCCCUUGCAGACUACCUCAAAUUGCAGAAUUCUGAUUGCCAUGGCAACCAAAAGAUCUUCUUAUAGAGCACUGGUCCAGUUUAAAGAGUUUAUUCACAGCAAUGUUUCUUUCUUCUCUUCAAAAAAUGCUUGCCCCAUUAUAUAAUUUUCUUAUUAUUUUACUUUGGGACCCUCUAUGAAAAUUGUCCAUUCAAGCUUUGAAACUCAGGUGAGCUAUCUAGGGACACCAUAGCCCUCAUGUUUUGUUAUUGUUUUUAUUGACAGAUUGCCACAUCUCUUGCUUCUUUAUUCUUGUGCUAUGUUUUAUAUGUUUUCCAAUCCUGCUGGCCAGGUUGGUAUUCAGAUACUGUGUCACAGCAGUUUUCAUUCACAGUUACUCUUCUUCUCAAACAUGAUAAAUUGAAGCUACAGGUAGCAUUUACUGACAUAAAAGGUGUGUAAAAAGUUUAUUCCUGUUAGACAAAUAGCUGUAUAAUCUUUAAAUGGCUAUAUAAUCUUACUGAGAUGUAAAACAGAUAUAGAAAUGUCAUUGCUGUAUGGAGAAAGUUUAUGAUCAUGAUACAGGCUUUAUUACUGCACAAGGUAGAUGUAAGUUUGGCUUGUUUCCUGUCAUACAGGGUGCCCCAGAAUAUCUGUUACCAUUUCAAACGCUUAUAAUUCUUAAUUGGAGUAAACACCCUAUAUAAAUGUUAUAUGACAACAUUGUAUACAUAAUAAAGUUUAAUUUUGUGUGCAUAAUACUACAGAAUAUAUUACACAUACUGAAAAUAUCAUGUAAGUCUAUUUCAGCACAUGUUUCACAUGACGUCUCUUUUGUUAGCACAGGUGAGUUUUUGUGAUUGCGCGAUGUCAGGCGUCUGUCUGACGUCUAUCAACAUUUAGCUUGUGUAUGCGGUAGAGGCUGUAUUUUUCAGCUGAUUUUCAUAAAAUUUUGUCAGAAUGAUUACCUUGAUGUAAUCUAGGCCAAGUUCGAAAAUGGGUCAUCUGGGGUCAAAAACUAGGUCACUAGGUCCAAUCAAAGAAAAACCUUGUGUAUGCGAUAGAGGCUGUAUUUUUCAAUUGAUCUUCAUGAAUGUUUGUCAGAAUUAUUACCUUGAUGAAAUCUAAGUCAAAUUUGAAAAUGGGUCAUCUGGGAUCAAAAACUAGGUCAUUAGGUCAUAUCAAAGAAAAACCUUGUGUAUGCGAUAGAGGCUGUAUUUUUCAAUUGAUCAUGAAUUUUUGUCAGAAUAAUUGCCUUGAUGAAUUCUAGGUCAGAUUCGAAUAUGGGUCAUCUGGGGUCAAAAACUAGGUCACUAGGUCAAAUCAAAGAAAAACCUUAUAUAUGCAAUAGGGGCUGCAUUUUACACCGGAUCUUCAUGAAAUUUGAUUAGAAUGUUUGUCAGGAUGAAAUCUAGGUCGAGUUUGAAUAUGGGUCAUCUAGGAUCAAAAACUAGGUCACCCGUUCAAAUUAAAGAAAAACCUUGUGUAUGCAAUAGGGGCUGCAUUUUACUGCAUUUUCAAAAAAAUUUAGUCAGAAUGAUUGCCUUGAUGAAAUCUAGGUCAAGUUAGAAUAUUGGUCAUCUGUGGUCAAAACUAGGUCACUAGGUCAAAUCAUAGAAAAACCUCGUGUAUGCAAUAGAGACUGGAUUUUUUAUGCCCCCAAAGGGAGGCAUAUUAGUUUUCAACUGUCCGUCCGUUCGUUUGUUCGUUCAUCACGAUAACUUUUUGCAUGAAGGCACUUUACUCGCAAACCUCUGCACCCAGGACCUUCAAACUUCACUUGCUGAUAGUAUUUAUUGAGUACACCACCCCUGCUGACUUUGGGGUUACCAGGUCAAAGGUCAAGGUCACAGGGGCCAACGUUAACUUUUUGCAUGAAGGCACUUUACUCGCGAACCACUGCAUCCAGGACCUUCACACUUCACAUGCUGAUAGUACUUAUUGAGUACACCACCCAUACUGACAUUGCGGUCACCAGAUCAAAGGUCAAGGUAACAGGGGCCAACGUUAACUUUUUGCAUGAAGGCACUUUAUUCACGAACCACUGCACCCAGGACCUUCAAACUUCACAUGCUGAUAGUACUUACUAGUACACCACCCCUACUGACUUUGGGGGUCACCAGAUCAAAGGUCAAGGUCACCAGGUCAAAGGUCAAGGUGCUGCGGGGGCAUUUGUCACCAUUAGUGACAGUUCUUGUUCAGUUGAUCUUCAUGAAAUUUGGUCAGAGUGAUAGCCUUGAUGAAAUUAAGGUCAAGUUUGAAUAUGGGUCAUUUGGGGUCAAAAACUAGGACGAUAAGAUAAAUCAAAUAAAGACGUUUUGUAUGUGAUAGAGGCUGUAUUUUUCAAUUGAGGUUCAUGAAAUUUGAUCAGAAUGAAUGCCUUAAUCAAAUCUAGGUCAAGUUUGAAUGUAGAUCAUCUUGGCUCAAAAACUAGGUCACUAGGUUAAAUUGAAGAAAAUACUUGUUUAC
Messenger RNA from Mercenaria mercenaria, 16387 nucleotides. RefSeq names its product probable E3 ubiquitin-protein ligase RNF144A. Gene Ontology annotation, cellular component: cytoplasm; ubiquitin ligase complex. Bases 3886 to 4773 code for a protein of 295 amino acids. Gene Ontology annotation, biological process: ubiquitin-dependent protein catabolic process; positive regulation of proteasomal ubiquitin-dependent protein catabolic process; protein polyubiquitination. Gene Ontology annotation, molecular function: ubiquitin protein ligase activity; zinc ion binding; ubiquitin conjugating enzyme binding. NCBI's taxonomy places the organism in Eukaryota, Metazoa, Mollusca, Bivalvia, Venerida, Veneridae. The transcript is spliced from 9 exons. The record is from RefSeq and is a predicted model, not a curated record.